UCUCUCUUUCUCUCUCUCUCUCUCUUUCUGCUCUCUCUCCAGAAGGCGAUCACCUCUUCUGGAUCUUUCCUCUCUGCUUAGCCGAAGAAACUUCUGGAGGUCCCGAUUACAGCAAAACCAGGAGAGACCGCCGGGUUGGAGGAGAACAUAUCUGAGCAGACACGAGCUGUAGAGUGAAGAAGAAGAAACCCCAACAAGCCAACAUGGCUCUGCUGUGCUACAACAAAGGCUGUGGACUGAAGUUUGACGCCGGCAAGAACAAGGAUGAUUCCUGCGUCUUCCAUCCAGGUGUCCCCAUCUUCCACGAUGCCCUGAAGGGUUGGUCCUGCUGUAGGAAAAGGACAACGGACUUCUCAGAGUUUCUCUCCAUUAAGGGCUGCACUCGGGGACGCCACAGCAACGAGAAGCCCCAGGAGCCUCUGCGGCCGGAGGUGUCAUCAGAUAAAGGCGAGAUUAAACACACCAACGGCGAGGAGAUAAUCUACCGGGGACCCAAAUCUGCUGAGACGCUGCAGAAAGAGAGACCCAGUUCAGAUGAGUCUAAGACCAAACUGCCCCACAAAGUGUCGGCAUCGCUGGCCCAGGCGCUGGAGAAACUGGACAUCAGCACGAAAGCUGAGAUAGAGAAGAAAGAGAGUCAAACAGUGAUGCCCGGGACCCGAUGCAAGAACGCAGGAUGCAAAACAGGCUAUCAAGGCCCGGAGACGGACAAGGAGGUCUGCACCCACCACCCCGGAGUUCCCGUCUUCCACGAGGGGUAUAAGUACUGGAACUGCUGCUGCAUAAGGACGAUAGAUUUCAACGCGUUCCUCGACCAGAAGGGCUGCAGCACGGGGAAACACCGCUGGGUCCCAAAGCAGGACAAGAAGAAGGUGGCGUGUCGAUUCGACUGGCACCAGACAGGAAAUAAUGUUGUCGUGACGAUUUACGCCAAGAAUGCACACCCAGAAUUUUCCUGCAUAGAGGCCAACCGGACAGUGCUCUCAUGUCAAAUCCAGUUUGAGAACAAUAAGAUUUUCAAGAGAGACUUCCGCUUCUGGGGCGUGGUCAACGUCAAGCAGAGCUCGGUCAACAUGGUCCCAUCCAAAGUGGAGAUCACCCUCUGCAAGGCCGACCCGGUGGCAUGGGGCAAACUGGAGGACCCCAACUACAAACCUGAGCCCGAGCCAGUAGAGAACUCCUCCGAAACCACAGAGUCUUACCAGCCCGACUACGACAUCGACGACAACGACAUCAGCGACUCGGACGAGGAGUGGGCCUACGACACGGAGGAGAAUAAAGCGCAGGAGCAGAAGAAAAGAGACGAGCAGAAGAAAAGAGACGAGCAGAAGAAGAAAGACGAAGACGAGCAACACUUAAAGAGGAAGGAGGUGGAGGAGGAGUUGAAGAAGGCGAUGGAGAGGAAGAUGGCGGAGGAGGAGAGGAAAAAGCUGGAGCAGCAGAGAAGGCAGGAGGAAGAGGGAGGAUUCGAAGACAUGCCAGAGCUCGAGUAACUCCUCCAAACAACAAGAUGAAGAUCUGAUUUGCAUUAGCGAGGUAGAGAACAACUUUCAUUGAAAUAGAUUUUUGUAAUGAAGCAAAUUAAAUGCUUAUUUCUGAAAUAAUUAGACUUUUGUAGCUUUAAAUCCAAAUGAAAUGUGCUACUUUACAACCGCUCUCUAACUUCGGAGGGGGAAAUUUAAGUGGUUGAUUCUCUUCUAUGAACAAGUUACAUUUUUGGUUGAAAACACACCGUAUCCUUUAUAUUUAGUUUAAUUAUAAUACUUGAAAUAGUGUGUUUUGUCCUCUUAAAAUGUGAACAUGCUCAACUUCAAUACAAGAAAUAAAGACCUUCUGUUUCUAUGUCCAAA
Sebastes umbrosus (honeycomb rockfish) is the source of this 1850-nucleotide messenger RNA. RefSeq lists its product as uncharacterized. The transcript has 11 exons. Bases 204 to 1493 code for a protein of 429 amino acids. NCBI's taxonomy places the organism in Eukaryota, Metazoa, Chordata, Actinopteri, Perciformes, Sebastidae. The record is from RefSeq and is a predicted model, not a curated record.